GGAAUAACCAUCGUCGUAGUCGUCGUCGUGUUCGGAGGGUAUACGAUAUCGGUGGUGGUGGUGGCGCGAAUGUAGGUAAAAGUACGGUACGAGAGAGAGUAUAUACGUACAACACGAGCACGAGUUUCGUGGCUGUUUUUCAGCGAGUGUUUCAGUCAGUAUCAGUACACGUUCGAAGCUGAAGUUGGCCAGUCGGAUGUGGCAAACAUGUGCAACGGCGGCGUCCGAUUUUUGGCGCGAUUUUUCGUAAUUUUCAUUUCGGCCGCCAACUUGUGGUUGUUGAUCGGAUACCCUGUGAGUGUAGUAUCCGGUGUUGGUGAAAGUUUCGAUAACGAAGCUGCAUCGGCGGCGGCCGGAGGCAGGUACAGUUCGUGUUUCGCGACAGUUAAACCCUCAUCAGUAGCCAAUGAUACUAAUUCGACUUUGGGGGCGGCCAGCGAGGCCAAAAAGGAUCCCCUGUUUCCCGAUGAUAUCUUCACAAUGGAUGAACGUAGACGAGGCCUCGUCCUGAUCCACGUGCUCGGCGUGCUUUACACGUUUUUCGCUCUAGCCAUCGUAUGCGACGAGUUCUUCGUACCUGCUCUGGAGGUGAUCAUAGAGAAAUUAAAUAUACUGCCGGAUGUGGCCGGAGCAACGUUCAUGGCUGCUGGAGGAUCGGCCCCUGAAUUGUUUACCAGUAUUAUGGGAGUUUUCGUGUCAUUCGACGAUGUAGGUAUCGGCACCAUUGUCGGAUCGGCCGUUUUUAAUAUCUUAUUCGUGAUCGGAGCCUGUGCCAUAUUCUCCGGAUCGGUGUUGGCUCUGACGUGGUGGCCGCUGUUUCGCGAUUGCACGUUUUACUCGAUUGGACUGCUGACGCUGAUUGUUUUCUUUCGAGAUAACCUCAUCGAGUGGUACGAAGCGAUGAUACUGUUUAUGCUGUACAUAGCCUACGUGACGUUUAUGCGAUGGAAUCACCAGGUCGAGAUGUUCGUCAAGAGGACGAUUCUCAGAGAGAAGGUGACCAGGGUUAGCAGCUCGGAUAUGCUCAUGCCGACGCAUCAAAACGCAGCCCAAACAUUGCAUGGUACUGCUACGCUUAACGACGAAAUACCAGCGAGUCCGGCAUUGCGAACGGAUCGACGAGAAUCCAAUACCAGCACGAAGUUUAAGCACGGGUUGUUGCAGCUGAUGAUCCAUACGAUCGAUCCGAUGCACGAUGGUCAAGUUGACGAGAAAGCUACUCAAUUACAUGCGAUCGCUUCGUUGAGAGCUUUGUUGGAUGCGACGAACCCGAAUCAAGGCGCUGCUUCGGUUUCGGCUGCCAGGAGGGUGACAGGGGCCGGUCCGUCGUCUUCCACUGCCAUGGAUAUCGAAAUGAACGGUAUACCUAUGAGUUCCACCUCGAAAGGCGAGAAUGUGGUUACCAAAGAUGGAGAAGAAGAAGAAAGUAGCGACGAACCGCUUGAUAUCAGUUGGCCAGGGUCGACGAAGAGACGAAUAUUGUACGUGUUCACGUUCCCGAUUAUAUUUCCAUUAUGGCUGACGUUACCAGAUCCGAGGAGUAAGAGAGGAAGGAAAUAUUUCGUGUUUACGUUUAUCGGAAGCAUCGGAUGGAUAGCUGCGUUCUCGUAUUUAAUGGUUUGGUGGGCUAAUAUCGUGGGACUUACGUUGUACGUGCCUCCUGAAGUUAUGGGAUUGACAUUUUUAGCUGCAGGAACAUCAGUGCCGGAUUUGAUCACUAGCGUUAUUGUGGCGAAAAAAGGAUGCGGUGAUAUGGCUGUUUCGUCGUCCGUCGGUAGCAAUAUUUUCGAUAUCACAGUUGGAUUACCUUUUCCUUGGAUGUUGUACAACGCCGUAUACAGAUGUCCGGUGAAGGUGAACAGCGUCGGUAUGGUAUGCUCGAUCGCUACCCUAUUCCUGAUGCUGUUAUUCGUCGUCGUCUCCAUAGCUUGUUUCCAAUGGCGAAUGAAUCACGGUCUCGGAUACACCAUGUUCGCUCUGUACGUGGUGUUUUUGCUGGUUUCGUUGCUUUUCGAGUACCAUGUGGUCCAUUGUCCGGUUUAGAAGGUGCUGCGAAGACUAAGAAGAGACGCAGGAAAUCGUAUCUCCUCCUUGGGAAAUCUUGGUCAUCUUGUUACUUAUCUUAAUUGUUGUUGCGUCAUUAUUACGUUAUUUUAUUUCUCCCUUCGCUAUUCCCUGUCCCUUUUUUCCGUUAAUUCCACUUUAUUGUUUUUAUUUUUUUUUUCGUAUGUGUUGGUUGGGUGAGGAGGGAGAUUGUGCUGAAUUCGAAUGAGGUUAUUUCUUAAUUUUAUUCAAUUUCUGAGAUGCCUUUUCACCUUCGUGAGUUAUUUAUUUGAUUCUCAUCAUAAUAAUUGAAGAUUGUGAGAUAACAGAAAUUCUCUGAAGAAUCGCUCUUCCUCUUGCUUUUCCUCCCUCUCUCACUCUUUUUUUUUGGCUACCUAUUGCAUUUUAUGUUGAGAAAAUUUAGUUUGCUUCUGCGCAGAUCGUUUUUUUUUCUGUACCUAAUUUUUGAGGAUGUUCAAAGUGAUUCCAUUGACCAUUGUGAUUUUCAUGACACAGUUUCACUUCGAGAUCUAUUUAACGAGUGCUUAGUGCACUUAUUAUGUAAUGUUUUCACCCUUCCUUCCCUCCCUCCCUCCCUCCCUCCCUCCCAUUCUCUCCCUAUCACUCUUCGCUUCACUUCCCCUUGAUCUGGUCUUAGUACGAGUAUAAUAAUUAUAUUAUGUAUGUUUUGUAAGAUCAGAUUUUUUGUUUUCGCUCUAGUUAUGGCAGAAUCUUGAUGAUGAAGGUUUUUUUGAUUAUUGUUCUAUGUAGGUAGUUAUGGAAUUUGAACGUAUUUCUUUUCUUGUGUAAUUUUGUUUUGUUUUUUUUUUUUUCAAUUUCUUGGAUUGAAGCAUAUCUUUUUGGUUGGGAAUCCCUUCCUUUAUGUAAUAAAUUUUCAUGUCUUUACUGCCAGUGUUGUAAAAAAAAAAGGUGUUUUAAAAUUUUACUUUUCCCUUUUUCAAGCGAGAAGUACUAGGUGCUACUGGUCCAGUUUUGUAGAUAGGGAAGGGCGAGGGAAAGCUGGUUAGUACGAAAAUUUUCCCAAAAUUGCCAAAAAUGUUUUGUAAUAUCAGCUUGAGACGAAGUAGAACACAAAUUGUAAUUUUUUUUCAACAAUUUUGGGCCCAACUUCUUCCAGAGGGUUUAGUUAAGCCUGGGUUUUUCGCAUACUUGGUUUAUUUUUCAAAAUUCGGAAUUCCUAUCCCCUCUCUUUGACCUCCAACGUCGCGUCUCUCUCUUGUAGAAGACUGGUUCCAGAUUUUAGGUUUGAAUAGAUUUCAUGAUCAGAAUCAGCGCCUUCAAAAACGUUUAAUUAUUAUAUUGGGGUAUGUAGGUAUCAUUUUUUCCACAAUUCUUAUUUUUCUACCCCUCCCUCUGUUGCUUAGGGGACCAAAAAAAAAAAUAGCCCGAAGGAAUUUCAAAACAUGAUGGACAUUUGUCAAAAUAAGAAUUGGUGCUUUUAAAAACUAUAGAUUUUUGGAUAUCCAUGUUGUAUUUUUCAAAAAUGUUGGCACACCCUUUUUCUUUUGAGAAAUGCAUUUUGGAUUUCGAGGUGAGAAGGUUUUCGGAAUAAAAAUCCACUCAUUCGAUACUCGUAUCAUUUUUUUUUAUUAUUGAUUUUCAUUCUCCUCACCCCCCCUCCCCUGUUCUUUACAACUCAUUUGAAGUUGAAUCUGGAAAAUUUCGAGGUUGAAUGGUUUUCAGGAAGGAUCUGAAUCAACGACUUUGAAAACUUAUCAGACGACACCAUGAUCAGUUUUUUCAAUGGUUCCGAUUUUUCAGCUCUCCUAAGAGCUAGGAUUUUCAAAUCAAAUCAAAUAAUUUAUUAUUGUAAGGAAGCGCAAAAUUCCGGACUCGAACCCCUCCUCCUAUCUCCAUUUCCUUCUGUCUGUGAAGGAACAAGUUUUGAUUUCUUGAGGUGGACUGUUUCAAAGAUCAGAAUCACUGAAUUAGUUUCUUCGAAAACCCUUCUACAAUAUGUAGGUAUCAUGUUUUUUUCGAUGAUUUGAAUACCCUCCCCCCUCCUCCCUCCUCCUUCCAUUAUUUGAAAACUCUGUAAGGGAAAAACGUGCAGGUAAUCAGGCAUUCGAAUGAGGGACAGGGAUUCUGGGAACCUAAAUUUUUGGUACCCAUUUUGCAUCAAAAUUUUGGGCUCCAGUUUCCUCUCUUUCCCUUCUUCUCACCCUUACCUUUUCUCUUGUUUUGAAGGAACCGGUUUUUAUAUCGAGGUGUGAUGACACAAUUCACGAUAGGUACCUUCGAAUCCUCACACGAUUUGAUAUCCAUAGGUAGGUAUUUUUUUCGAUGAGGGGAAACGUUGAAUUUUCAUUGCCCCCCCCCCCUUUCCCUUCAUAAUUCAUAAAGGGUCGAUUUUUUUGAAAAUAUGCAGAAUGUGGUAAACAGUAGGUAGUCGUUAAAAUGAGAAUCAGAAAUUCCGAGAACCUAGAUUUUUGGCAUCGACUUGGCAUUUUUGUUCUGCUCUUAAACCCCUGCCCCCUGCCCCCUCCCAUCGAGCAAAUUGGGGUGGGGGGGGGUUGAAAAUCGUAUGACAUAUUGCUUGUUAUGUUUUCGAUAGUGUCGAUUUCGAUUUUCGACUUGGUUUUUUGAUACGAGCUUCCUUGACUUGGGUAAUGAGCUCCAAAACUCUCAUAAAAGUUUGCAUAACUUAUAGUCCGGCAUAUGACAAUAGGAGUAAUUGCACCCCCCCCCCACCCUCCGCCGAUCCUCCUGGACAACUUUUUUCUUAAAGGGGACAUCCUAAGUAACAUUUUAAAGCAAACUUGCCAAAAAUAAAGUUGGCCUUAUUUACAAAAUGGCGGCCAUUUUGAUUGACAGGUCAGCCGAAAUCGCAGAUUUUGCGUUUUGACAUAGAACUUGCACGAACUUUUUCAAAAUUCACAAAGAUAGAUCGAAAGAUCAUGCAAAAAUUCAUCACCUGUCAGAAUUUCAAGUGCUAAAGUGGGUUUUUCGAUUUUUGGUGAAUUUUUGAAAAUUGAAUUUAGGCCAAAAAUGAGGGAAAAAAUCAAAAUUUUACCAAAUUGACCAAGAAAGCUGAAAUUUGGGAUAUAUCCUAUUUUCGACAUGCCAAAUCAAUUGGAAAUGGUUUCAACACGUUUUGAGCAGUUCUGGGAGCCUCCAGCAGAUUUUUGAAACUUUGAAUUUUCACAAAAUUUCAUCAAAUGGAGAUGGAAAGCUGAAAUUUACUCUACACUCCAAUUUUAACACCCUCUGAAAACGACUUCAGGUGGAUUUCAAGUCAUUUUAGAGCCUCCAGUAGAUUUUUGAAACUCGAAAUUCACAGAAAAUAAUUCCAUCAAAUUGGAGUUGUAAAGCUAAAAUUCAUUCUAAAAACUAAUUUAAAUACGCUACGAAGUACUGCAGGUGAAUUUCAAGUCGUUUUGAAGCCUCCAGCAACUUUUUGAAAGGUUGUAUGACGUUUUUUUGGAAAAUUGAAAUUUCCUAAAAGUAGCUGGAAGCUUCAAAACCAUUUGAAACCACCAUGUAGUCUGCGAAGUAAAUUUCAGCUCGCCAACUCCAUUUGAUAAAUUAAUGUUGGGGAAAUUUCAAGUUUCAAAAAUCUUCUGGAGGCUCCAGUACCUUUCAAAAAAGUCGCUGGAGGCCCUAAAAUGACUUGAACCCACCUGAAGUCGUCUUCAGAGGGUGUUAAAAUUGGAGUGUAGAGUAAAUUUCAGCUUUCCAUUUCCAUUUGAUGAAAUUUUGUGAAAAUUUAAAUUUUCAAAAAUCUGCUGGAAGCUUCAGGAAUUUUCAAAAAGUUGCUGGAGGAUCCAAAACGACUUGAAAUUCACCUACAGUACUUCGUAGUGUAUUGAAGUUAGUUUUUAGAAUACAUUUUAGCUUUACAACUCCAAUUUGAUGGAAUUUUGUGGGAAUUUCGAGUUUCAAAAAUCUGCUGGAGGCUCCAGAACUGCUCAAAACGAGUUGAAACCAUUUCCACUUGAUUUGGCAUGUCGAAAAUAGGGUAUAUCCCAAAUUUCAGCUUUCUUGGUCAAUUUGGUAAAAUUUUGAUUUUUUCCCUCAUUUUUGGCCUAAAUUCGAUUUUCAAAAAUUCACCAAAAAUCGAAAAACCCACUUGAAAUUCUGACAGGUGAUGAGUUUUUGCAUGAUUUUUCGAUCUAUCUUUGUAAAGUUUGAAAAAGUUCGUGCAAGUCCUAUGUUAAAACGCAAAAUCUGCGAUUUCGGCUGACCUGUCGAUCAAAAUGGCCACCAUUUUGUAAGUAAGGCCAACUUUUUUUUUGACAAGUUUGCUUUAAAAUGUUCCUUAGGAUGUCCCCUUCAAGAAAAAAGUUGUCCCGUAGGAUCGGCGGGGGGGUGCAAUUACUCCUAUUGUCAUAUGCCGGACUAUUAAGUAUAUUAUUUUGUUGGGGCGUUGAUUGGAAAUUUCAAUUUAUUUUUUUUUGGAUGUGAUCGUAUUUCGAUAUUUCUCAAGCAUCGUGGCACCCCCUUGGAGGGAUGAAAUUUGAAAAUGUGCGCAGAGGAGUGAUUAUUGUUGGGUUUUUGGAGUGAAUGAACUCCAGAAAAGAACUCGGAUAAGCGCUGAAUUUUGUUAAAACAUUUUGAUCCUCUCUUCCUCUUCCUUCUCGCCUCUACAACGAGCUAAAGAUUUUUGAAAUUGGGCCCAAAUGCUUUGAUUUUGUAUAUUAUUAAGUAUGUUUCAUGUGUACUUAUGUUCAUUGUUCACGACAAUACAAUAUUCGAUAGGAUGAUUUGUGUCGCUCUGAGUGCAGGCGUUUCUAUAUUCUGUGGUGAUCAUUUUAUCAACUUACGCAUAAUAUUACGUGGGUAUGUGUAUUUUAUUAUAAGUACAUAAUUAAAUACGUAUGGUACUCGCGUAUGUUCUCGUGUAUGUUCUCGUGCACUCUCCCCUCAGCCCCCAAAUCAUAGGCACAUGUUUUGUCUUGAAUUAUGGUAAGCUGUUUUACAAUAUUUAUGGCUGUCGAAUGCGUCGUAGUUUACAAAUUUACCUUAUGAUAGAAAAUGAGAGCAUAUUGUUUAAUAUAAGGGGAAAAUUGAUGGAAAAAAGUACAUGGUAUUCGAAGUAUAGCCUAUUCGGUAUACAUCAUAAUUGUAUAUUUAUGUUAAGUAUUCGUUUCGUUGUGUUGUUGUCAUUUUUUGUUGUUGUUAUGAUUAUUAUCGUGGUUUUUUUUCGUACUUGAACUUUUUUUUUUUUAUUAUUAUUUUGUCGAUGUUUCGUAUCCUUAUAAAUGUAGUUGUAUUUACUUACCUGUAUUAUUAGUGUAGGUAUCGACUGUAUUGAGUAUGAGUACCUAUAGUUUUGAUCACUUAUAUUGGUACUGGGGGUAGUAGGCUGCGUGUGAAAUAUUUGUGGUGUUUGGUUUUGAAAGUUUCAGUUUGAUGAAUCUAUUUUUCAUGGAUUGAGUGCUUGCUUGCUUGAUUUGAUUGAUUGAUUGAUGAUUGAUUGAUCUAAUAAUAUGUGUAAUAUGUCUAUUCCUUGUUAUCAUCGGUGUUUCUCUAUUGCUCAUAAUAUUUAAAACAAUACUUUUAAUUUAUCUAAUUUCGAAUCUACGAUCGAUGCCUCUCACAUAUUGAACUUAAUUCUUAUUUAUUUAUUUUUAUUCAAUUUUUCGAAUUUGAAUUGGUACUCAAAUUAAACGUAGGAUUUUUUUUACGUUUCGUCGAUUUUAUUACCUACUUAUUUUAUUCGACCUUGAGAAAUUUAUAUUAAUAAUAAUGUUUAAUAAUUAAACACUUACAUAUACUUAUAGUUUUUCUAACGCUGCAAUAUUUCAAUUAAGUAAAUGUAUUUUUAGUGUACCUACCUACUUAUAAAAUUAUGUAAAGUAGAUUGGUAGGUACUCUGUAAUUUGUUCUUACCUACAUCUUCAUUAUCUAUUGAUUAACGAUUAUUCAUAUCUUUUUGUCGUGUUAAUACUUUACAUAUCUUUUUUCGAGAUUUUUAAUUUUAAAUUUUUUGAAAAGAAAUAUGUAGAAAAUAAGGAAAUACUCUAAAAGGUACUGUAGAAGUUACCAUUGAAUUUUACCAGUGCAAAUAAUCUAUAAGAUGUCGACCAAUUUCAUAAUUAAGAACGUGGUUUUUUUUUCUUAUAUCGAUAUUCGAUGAUAAUAAUUAGCGUUAUCUGCAUAUAAUAUUAGACACGAAAAAAUAUUAAGUCGAGUGAUUUUUUUUUUUUUUUUUUCAAAUGAAAAAUAGAAGUAGGUUAAAUUGUUUUUAUUUUCUUAAGGUACCUAUUUAAUACUCGUUAUAAGGAUGUUACGUUACGAUUUGAAUAAAAAACAGGCUGAAGGUAGUCGAUCUUUUCGGAUGAACCUUAUCAACCUAUCUCUAUCUGAAUUGAAAUAUACAAAAUACUUACAAUAAUUAUUAUGAAAUACAAAAUACAUACCAUUAUUUAGGCAUUCGUUCGAUACGAUUGGUUAAUGUUAUUAUUAUUAAGUACUUUAUCAACUUCUGUGUUGUUGUUUUUUUUCGCCUAGUGUAUUAAUAUAGUGUAUUAUACAUUUGAUAUGAAUUUUUCCAAUGUUGAUCCGUCGUCUAUUAAUGUAUUUCCACUUGAACCAUUCGUGGUUUAAUUACGAAUUAAGAUUAUAUCGUUGGUGUAUGAUUGAAAAAAUAAUAAUUGUGGUCAAUGUGUC
Planococcus citri (citrus mealybug) is the source of this 8676-nucleotide messenger RNA. It is a transcript of the gene Nckx30C, whose product is annotated as Nckx30C. NCBI's taxonomy places the organism in Eukaryota, Metazoa, Arthropoda, Insecta, Hemiptera, Pseudococcidae. The transcript has 8 exons. Gene Ontology annotation, biological process: intracellular calcium ion homeostasis; calcium ion transmembrane transport. Gene Ontology annotation, cellular component: plasma membrane. The record is from RefSeq and is a predicted model, not a curated record. Gene Ontology annotation, molecular function: calcium, potassium:sodium antiporter activity; calcium channel activity. Bases 208 to 2043 code for a protein of 611 amino acids.